AUUUUCGCAUCAAAUCUCACGAGAUCUCAGACGCCUUUGAAACGAACAGAUCGGUUUCGCAUAUCCCGCGAGAUUUCACAUUGUAGCCGUAGGGCAAAGCUACGUAAAGUGCGUAAAGGUCUUGCCUUGAUUCGGCGCGUAGGAAAUGUUUGCGUAGAAACCAACAACAAACAUGGCGGACGAUCACACAGAUGCAGACCAGAGCAUGGAAGGACACACUCCUGUUGCAGAGAAUCCCCAUGCAGAGUACGGGCUGACGGAGAACAUCCAGAGAAUAGUGGAGAGUGAGAAGGCGAACGCUGACAAAGUGCCCAAACAGAAGGUGGAUCUCCAGACGCUACAGACCCUCCCCACGCGGGCGUACCUGGACCAGACGGUGGUGCCCAUCCUGCUCCAGGGCCUCUCGGUGCUCGCCAAGGAACGGCCUCCGAACCCAAUCGAGUUUUUAGCCACGUUCCUCCUAAAGAACAAGUCUCAGUUCGAGGACCGGGGUUAGGCUGAAGUAUCGACGAAGCUGCUGAUUGAAACCCAACCCAACUGUUCAACUGUUUCCCCCCUGAAAUGUUUUUUAGUUUUUUUUUUUUCUUCUUCUUUUUUUGACACUUGAUUAAAAAUGUUACAGCAGAAUCACAA
This is a messenger RNA of Clarias gariepinus (North African catfish), 633 nucleotides long. RefSeq names its product dpy-30 histone methyltransferase complex regulatory subunit (gene dpy30). Gene Ontology annotation, cellular component: Set1C/COMPASS complex. Bases 173 to 496 code for a protein of 107 amino acids. Lineage: Eukaryota; Metazoa; Chordata; Actinopteri; Siluriformes; Clariidae. The transcript is spliced from 5 exons. The record is from RefSeq and is a predicted model, not a curated record.